AUGGAUACCGUAUUUGAUAUUUGUUAUUUAUCGUCAGACGGGAAUAACGUCGAGCCUGAUGAUAUUCCUCAGACAAAGGAGAGUGUAUGGAUCUUGGGGAAAAAAUACAGCGCUAUUCAGGAUUUGGACCGCAUCAGACGAGACAUCACUUCUAUAAUUUGGUGUACUUAUAGAAAGGGAUUUAUUCCCAUCGGCGACGAGGGUCUUACGUCUGACAAGGGAUGGGGAUGCAUGCUUCGUUGUGGCCAAAUGGUACUUGGAGUGGCGCUUGUAAGAGUACACCUAUCAGCUGACUGGGUCUGGACCCCAGAGACUAGAGAUCCAACUUACCUGAAGAUAAUUCAAAGGUUUGAAGAAAGAAAGCAAGCGCCCUACUCCAUCCACCAGGUGGCGCUGAUGGGAGCUUCGGAAGGAAAGCAAGUGGGCCAAUGGUUUGGGCCCAAUACUGUUGCACAAGUAUUGAAGAAGCUGACAGUGUAUGACAAGUGGAGCUCCCUUGUGAUUCACGUGGCUUUAGACAAUACUGUUGUUAAGGAGGAUAUAUUACAGCAAUGUGUCGUGAACAACGACAGAGGAGAUUGUUCAGCCGCCCCGGACAGUCUGGUCACUGACUGGAUGCCUCUACUGCUGAUAGUGCCGCUUAGACUCGGACUUAGCGAAAUAAACCCUAUUUAUAUUGAUGGAUUGAAGAUAUGUUUUCAAUGUCCUCAAUCGAUCGGCGUGAUCGGUGGCAAGCCCAACCAAGCUCUGUACCUGGUGGGCUGCGUAGGAGACGAAGUUAUUUACUUAGAUCCCCACACCACACAGAGAUCUGGUUUAGUUGAGACUAAAACGACUGACGAACAAAAAGAAAUGGACUGGUCAUAUCAUUGUAAAUAUGCUUCCCGAAUACCCAUGUUGGCGAUGGACCCGUCCGUUGCUGUGUGCUUCCUGUGCCGAACAAAAAGAGAUUUUGAAGAAUUAUGUGCUACCAUAGAGACUAAACUUAUGUGUGAAAGCCAACCUUUAUUCGAAACAUGCGAGAAAAGACCGGCCCACUGGGGCCCGAUGACUUCUGAUAUAGAUCUACAAAAUACUACAUUAUUUACAGAAUUCGAAGAUGUCGACAGGCAGUUUGACGACUCAGAUGAUGAAUUCGAGAUACUGUGA
This is a messenger RNA of Spodoptera littoralis (African cotton leafworm), 1149 nucleotides long. The record is from the annotation of a GenBank genome assembly. Lineage: Eukaryota; Metazoa; Arthropoda; Insecta; Lepidoptera; Noctuidae.